AUGGGCGGGGGAAGUCCCAAACCUGGAGGAAUGGGCAUGGGUGGGGGCAUGGGUGGUGGUAUGGGCGGGGGUAGCAUGGGUGGUGGAGGGAUGGGAGGAGGAGGUAUGGGAGGGAUGGGUGGCCACAGGCUGGCAACUCAUGAAAGCCCCCACGCGCCGCUCUCAUCCAGCCCCAACCCGUCCCCCACCCCGUCCCAGAUGUCAUCCGGGAUGGGAGGAGGAGGAGGAGGAGGAGGAGGCCCCCCACAUGGCCAGGGCCAGCAGGGCCAGCACGCCUCCAGACGGAACCUGCAGGUGGACGUGGGCGGUCGCACCGGCCGCUCGCCCUCCGUGUCCCCGGACAGGGGCAGCGCCCCCAGCUCGCCUUACUCGGUGCCCCAGAUCGCGCCCAUGCCCAGCAGCAAGCUGUGCCCCAUCUGCAACACCACCGAGCUCACCAGCCACAACGCCGCGCCCAACUUUAACAAGUGCACCCAGUGCCGCACCACCGUCUGCAACCAGUGCGGGUUCAACCCCAACCCCCACCUCACCGAGGUGCAGGAGUGGUUGUGUCUCAACUGUCAGAUGCAGAGAGCCCUGGGCAUGGACAUGACCACGCCGCGCUCCAAGAGCCAACAGCAGAUCCACUCCCCCUCCCACAAGCCCAAGCCCCAGGCAGAGCCCCAGCCCAAGCCUCCAGCUCAAUCACAGCCUCCUCCACAAGCCCAGCCCCAGCACCACCCUCCGCCACAGCAGCCCAAGCCUCAGCCACAACCCCAAAUGCAACCCCAGGCUUCACCAGGGCCUGCACGACACAUGGGGCCUGCUGGCCCACGCAUCCCCCACCCCGGGGCCGUGCCCCUCGUAGGCCUGGCCAAAGCUCCAUCCCAGCCCGACUUGGGUCGCGGCUCGCCGAUGCAUUACGGUGGCGGCGGGGGCAUCGGCGGACGCCCGGACCACACCCGCAGCGCCGGGAGCUCUCCGGCCCGCAAGCCCGCCCCCCAGGAGCAGGCGCAGGAAGGCCUGACCAAGCUCUUCGGCUUCGGGGCCUCGCUGCUCAACCAGGCCAGCAGCCUGAUCAACGCAGAGCCCCUCACCAACUCCACUCCUCAGCCGUCCCCGGCGCGCUCGGGCCCUGCCGGCGGUGUCCGGGUCCUGUUCAGCGAUGCCUCUUCCAAAGGACCCGCCGCACCACCAGGCGGCGCUGCAAAACCUCCUGGAGGGGGAGCUGCUUUCCAGCAGGGCCCCCACGCACCACCCCAACAGGGCCCCCACGCACCACCCCAACAGGGCCCCCACGCACCACCCCAACAGGGCCCCCACGCACCACCCCAACAGGGCCCCCACGCACCACCCCAGCAGCAGAGAGGGCCAUCAGGGCAGCAGACCCCUGUGCAGGGCUCCCCAGCCCACCAACAGAAGCCUCCCCAGCAGCAGCAGCAGCAGCCCCAGCAGCCGGCGCCAGUGGUGGCCCCCAAGCCGGAGCCCCCGCCGCCCAAGCAGGAGGAGCCCCCCAAGCCGCCUGCCGUCAACUGCCCGCUCUGCAAGACGGAGCUCAACAUCGGCUCUGCAGACCCGCCCAACUACAACUCCUGCACGCAGUGCCACACGCAGGUCUGCAACCUGUGCGGAUUCAACCCCACGCCACACCUGGUGGAGAAAAAAGAAUGGCUCUGUCUAAACUGUCAGACCCAGCGGCUAAUGUCGGGCGGGCUCGGAGACGAGAUGCCUCUUCCUGUUCCCCAGCCGUCACCCAAGCACCAGCCAAUGGGAUCGCCUCGACACCAAGCGCCAGCCAGUCAGCAGCCACCCUCCCAGAAAGUGUCCAAUCAGCAGCAGGAGGGGCCGAAGACUGUGCCACCACAGCAGAAAGCUCCCCCGGCUCAAGGCAGCGGUCCCUUCGCACCAAUGGCUGCUGCUAAGGCACCCGGGGAUGUGAAAGCCCCCGACCAGCCUGUCUCCACUCCUGGCCAGAUGUCUACCCCCGGCGAGGCAGAGAAGCAGCAGAAGAAUUUGGAGCAGGACAAGCCCAUCACCAACGUGGAGGAGACAGGGAUCAAGGACGCUAAGCCUGCUGCUAAAAAGGGAAUACAGGAGUCAACUCCUACCAUCACUGCUAAGGAUGAAAAGAGGGACUCUCAGAAAUCAAGAUAUUAUGAGGCAAACAAAACAAACAGCACCCAGGACCUGUCCAGGAGUCCGCAGAGCCUGAGCGACACCGGCUACUCCUCGGAUGGCAUCUCCAGCUCCCACAGCGAGAUCACCGGCCUCAUCCAGGAGGAGGAGAUGAAGCUGAGCGAGAGGGGCCUGAGCGGCAUCCACACCCCGCCCAGCCCCUCGGAGAUCACCAAGCUGGAGAGCUCCAUGAGGCCCCUGCUGGAGUCCAAGGUCAAGGACAAGGAGCGAGGCCGUGGCCGCCACCGCGACCAGUCCGACGAUCGUCCGCACUCGCUGUCAAUGAGCCCCGAGCCGUACGACUCGGACGAGGAGCUGGAGGACAUUCUGGAGGAGGAGGAGGAUCUUGCGGACUGGGAGGCCAAGCGAGAGCUGCGCGCCAUGGCCGCUGCGGGAGAGGAGGAGAGCGGUGGCGGCCGCAAGAAGAAGAAAGCCGCGGCAGAUCCCUCUGAGAUGACCGACGAGGAGUUCAUGAGGAGGCAGAUUAUGGAGAUGAGUGCGGAUGAGGAUAAUGAGGAAGAUGAGGAGGAGGAGGAGAUGGAGGAAGAGGAAAUGGAGGAGGAGGAAGAGGAGGAAGAUGAGGGUUACGGAUACCAAAAGUCUAAAAAGACGCACAAGCACAUGAGCGAAUCAGGGAAAGAGAAGCGACGCCUCACACACCACUCGAGCAGCUUCGAGGAAGAAACCAAAACGUCCAGCGAAGUGAAGAAAGGCUACGCAGAGGAAGGAGAAGAGGACCUGAUGGCUUCGCAAGGAGGCCUACGACGAUUCAAGACCAUCGAGCUAAACAACACCAACAGCUACACCCGUGACAUGGAACUGUCCAACGAGAAUGACCUAAGCCUGGACAGAGAACCCGAGCUCGAAAUGGAGAGCCUCACCGGCUCCCCAGAGGAGCGUUCCCGGGGCGAAUACUCCUCCACCUUGCCGCCGACCACGUCCAGCUACACCUCCGGCACCUCGCCCACCUCCAUAUCCUCCAUGGAGGACGACAGCGACAGCAGCCCCAGCCGCAGGGCCCGGCUGGAGGAGGCCAAGCAGCAGAGGAAGGCCCGCCACCGCUCGCACGGCCCGCUGCUGCCCACCAUCGAGGACUCAUCGGAGGAAGACGAGCUGAGGGAGGAGGAGGAGCUGCUGAGGGAGCAGGAAAAAAUGCGGGAGGUAGAGCAGCAGAGGAUACGGAGCACGGCCCGAAAGACCAAACGAGACAAGGAGGAAUUGAGGGCUCAGAGGCGGAGGGAGAGGUCCAAGACUCCUCCCAGUAACCUGUCUCCCAUUGAAGACGCCUCCCCCACGGAGGAGCUGAGACAGGCUGCUGAAAUGGAGGAAUUGCACCGAUCCUCCUGCUCAGAGUACUCUCCCUCCAUUGACUCGGAGGCCGAGGGCUAUGAGGUAUCGUCCAAGCUCUACAAGUCCAGCAGCGAGUACAACCUGCCGACCUUCAUGUCCCUCUACUCUCCAACUGAGAAGCCAGACGCAACCUCCACCACAACCACGACUACCUCAUCGAGUGGCAAGCCGUUGAAGAGUGCUGAAGAGGUCUACGAAGAGAUGAUGAGGAAAGCAGAGAUGCUGCAGAAACAGCAGCAGCAGCAACAGUCCCGCUCAGGGCAGCAGUACAACACGAGCGCCUUCCAACAGGAGGGCAUAAGAAAUGGGCAACAGUACGGCGAGGAAUAUGAAUAUGUUGAUCAAGAUGAAGCUGCAUAUGAAGAAGAGACAGGGGACAUCUAUGAGGAGAUUCGCCAAACCUCCCAGACGAUCACAAAAGAAUUGGACGAACAAGGUGAUAUUGAUGCGACUUACCCUGACAAGCAGCUCCUGGACACUGGCUCAGCCUUUGCCAAGCUGCUAGAACAGAGCAAUGCCCUCUUGACUCCAGGUACUAGUCCCACUCAACUCUCAGCCCCCGUCUCAUUCGCUGAAACAGGAAGGGGCAUUCCCGAUGUGCGCGUAACUCAGCACUUCUCCAAAGACGCUCAGAAGGACAGACUCAGAAGUCAAACUGGCAAAAAUGGCAUAACUCCUGUGGCAGCUGCAACCACCAUAGCAGCCUACGGUGUGUAUGCCAGAGAUGCUGUGACCGUGUCCACAACCAAUGUCAGUCAAACAGUGACCUCAACGCAGUCCAAUUUUUACGGCCGCCAAACUGGCAGCACUGCCACUACUACUACGACUGUCUCAAACGUCUCCAGCAAAAUAGCAGAGAUGACUCAGGCAUACAGUCAAAGAGAUAGCUCAGGAAGGAGGGUGGCAGAGAGCAGAGGAGUGCAAAUGAGAGACGGCUCAACCUCCUAUUACAAAAGUUCAAGUCCUCCCCUCUCCCCAAGUACAUCACCAGUCCAAAGCCCAACCCACCACAGUAGAAGUAGGACUGCAGAAUUCUCAACACAGACAUUCGGUUCGUCCAUGCCCGUGCAACAAGGGGGCUCACCUACCUCUCCAGUGAUGGCUCAGGGGACACAGACCCCCAACAGAUCAGUGUCUCCUCGCCUCUUCAGGCAGCAGUCCUCCCAGGAUGCACCUGUGGAUUAUGAGCCCACGAGCCCCUCGAGGCCAGUGACCGUCAACACUGCCACCUCUCCUCUCUCAUCCCCUACAAGAUUCAGUCGUCAGUCGACCUUUGAUUCCUACUCCCCUCCCGCGAGUCCUCCAGACACCCCCCCUCAUCAGCAGCCCCCCUCCCACUCCUUCUACAGGACCCACCGUGUUGAAAAAGUCAGUGUGGGCACAAGCAUGGUGACCACAGCAAGCACAUAUACUCGCGGCUCGCUAUCAAUGGACAACAUAUCCUUAUGCAGAAUAUCUACAGUUCCAGGCACCUCAAGGGUGGAGCAGGGUCAGAUGAUCCAUGGCGGAAGUGUGGUAGACCUAAGAGCUCCCUUGAGGACCCCUAUUAUCAUGACAGACCAGGGAAUGGACUUAACCUCAUUGGCUGCAGACUCACGCAGGUAUUCAGGCAGCGCGGAGGGCAGCCCUCUCCGACAUGCCACCAUCGUUCAGCCCCUGAUCAUGAACCUUAAUGCUCAGGAGCAACCACAUGUGAUGGCUUCCACACCCACGACUGUGAGCGUCACAGUGGCAGCAUCCAUGUUCAUCUCUCAACACAAGCAGCCUGUCAUUUACGGAGACCCUCUUCAAAACAGAGUGGAUCUGGGUCAGGGUAUGGUGGCCGUCUGCCUGGCCCAGCAAAAGCCUGGUCAGCUUGACCCCACAAUUCCAAAGAUUGAUGCCAAACUAGAGGACCUGAGCAUUCAGCAGGAGCAGCUUCGCCAACAGCAGCAGAAGCUCCAACAGCAGCAGCAGCUACUGGAACAGCAGCUUCAGCAGCAUCAUCAACAGCAACAUAGCCAGCAGUCUACUGCCUUCUCAAGAUACAACUUGAGUGGUCAGCAACCGCUGGUGAAGAAAGACCUGAUGGUGAGCCAAACCAACAGUGCCCAACCUGUUGUUAGCGCCAUAUCACCUGUUGUUGCACCUGACAUGUACAGUGCUGGAGCUCCCCUUGACAUGCCACCUGAUACUGCUGUGGUAAACUUGGCCACUAACAAGCCCCAUACAGCAAUGGUACAGAUGGAUGCACAAGGAGCCCCAGUGUCCCAGCUUGUGAAACCAGAUGAAGGUCAGGACAUGGUGGAUCUUACUGGCCAAAUUAAAUCUGAGAACCAAGCGGUGGCCUGCUGUGACGUUGUUUAUAAUUUGCCCUUCGGAGGUACCUGUGUGGGGGAAGUGGUUAGUGAGCCCUCAAGGCCCCCGUCUGCACCUCCCGAACUUUACCAACCAAUUGAGGCGGCAAUGGAGGCCCAGCAUUACCAGGACAUCACUAUAAAAUCAUACACGUUGCCCUUCCCCGGUCGACUGCAGCCAUCUAUGUCAGACACUAACCUAGCCGAUGCAGGACUAACAUCUUUCCAUUCAAAGUUUGAUCCACACCUUCAAGGACCUGGAGAAAUUGCGGUAGAUCUCGCAAUGAAAAACUCCUAUGAGCGUGGUCAGAUGGGCAUAGGUGUUCAGUACGGUUCUUACACUGAUCUACGACACCAAGGGGAUGUGACGGUGGCCCCCCUUCCAAUAAGGAGGUUCAACUCUCUAUCCAACAUUAAUGCAGACUAUGGAUACUCUGCUCGUGACCUUGCUAGUUUCCAGGAGUCCAAUCUUGCUCAGUACAGCGCAACUACUGCGAGGGAAAUUAGCCGUAUGUGUGCUGCCCUGAACUCGAUGGACCGCUAUGGAAGCAACCCUGACCUUGCAUCACAGUUUGGUGCUGGCAGGGGAACUCUCCCACCUGGUAGAAUUAGCCUGCAGCAGGGUUUGGCAGCUCUCAGGCCCAAUCUCAUGUAUGGUCCAGACGGCAAGCCACUCUCUCAUAGCCAAGCAUUAACCAAUCUCAUCAAUGCCAGACAGGCAAGUCUCCGAGCAUUGUACCCAUCUGCCAUAAGAUCUGCUGAUGGUAUGACUUACUCCACAAUCAACACUCCCAUUGCUUCCACUGUACCAAUUACAACUCAACCAGCCUCUGUGCUAAGGCCAUUGCUUAGAGGCGUUUACAGGCCAUAUCCCGCACCAAACAUGACGCCAGUACCUCUGGCUAGCCUCAGUAGAAUGCCCAUGAUGACUCCCAGGAUACCUAUGGCUGGACAGGCUCCUCUCCGCUACCCAGCACCUAGCCAGUUCCCAACAACAACUGCAGCAUCAGCACCACCAGCUACCACAGCUUCUGCUCCUUUCAAUGAUCCACCUCCAGUGACAAUUCAAGAAGCCCCAAUGUACCUUGGGAAAUCUCCCGUUAGUACUGCAUCUCAAGGCACAGCAGCAUCAGACCAGCCACAAGAUCAACCCAUGAAUCUGACACAGUCUCACCUUAACGCUCAAACACAAGCAUCCUCCAACCCUCAAGCACCAGGCCAAACUCAGCCCCCAUACCCAGCAAGCCAACCCCAAGGUCAGGCACCUGCCGCCCCGUCACCUCCCAAUCCUGCCAAUGCUCCCACUUCCUCAACCGCCAGAGCGGCAAAGGACCCAGAGGAAGAGCGUCUUCAGCGGCAACAGGAGCACCUGCUGCAGCUCGAGAGAGAGUGCGUGGAGCUUGAGAAACUCCGUCAGCUCCGUCUGCAAGAAGAACUCGAGCGGGAGCGCUCUGAACUGCAGAGGCAACGUGAGAAUGAGCAGGUGCUGGUACAACAGGAAAUCCAGGAGCUGCAGAAAAUCAAGCACCAUGUCCUGCAGCAGCAACAAUCUGAGAGGGAAAAGCAGUUGGUCCAGCAGAGGGAACAGCUUGCUCAGCAGAAAGCCCAGCUUGACCAGAUACAGUCUCUGCAGCACCAACUGCAGCAACAGCUUGAGGAACAAAAGAGGCAGAAAACAGCUGCAGCAGUGGCAGCUGCCACCAACGUUGUCAUCAACGAACUCAUCCCAGACAUGCCAUACGACCCUCACAUAGCGUCCAGGUCACUGCCCAACUCUGCGUCUGAGAUGUGCUUGCGUGAGGAGCAGGAAAGCAGGUCUAUGAGGAAACAGAGGUCCAUGCCUCGUCUCCAAGAUGGAGAUGGAAGUGAGGGAGGGCCUUACCCUUUGGCACGAAGAAUUGUGGACAGCAGUGUACAAACAGAUGAGGAGGACGGCGAGGACAGAUACCUCAUGUCCAGGCGGAGGCGAAACAGGCGUAGCGUUGACUGCAGCGUUCAGACAGACGACGAUGAGGAGAAGGCCGAAUGGGAACAACCCGUCAGACGCCGGCGAUCCCGCCAUUCCCGCCACUCCGAAUCUAGUGCUGAUGCCAAAACAGAUUCCGCAACCACCACCGCAGCAGCUGCCAAAGCAGCGUCCUCAAGCAUAGCCAUUCAGACCAUUCGAGAUGGCUCUUGUCAAACCGACACAGAACACCUAGGAAGAGUCUCCCCUGCCAUUCAGGUGACCGUGCCUGACCCGAACAGAGUCGAAAUUGUUCACUACAUUUCUGGUCCCGAGAGGACCCAGAAAGGCCAAAGUUUAGCUUGCCAAACAGACCAAGAGGCGCAGUCCCAGGGAGUGGUUGUCCCACAGAUCAGUGUUGCCACCACUGUCAGCCCCUACUCCACAAGUGUCCAGCUUGUUGGGUCAGACCCCCUCUCUCCCCGCCAGCAGGCAGCCAAGUUCGAGAGACGGAGGCCAGACCCAUUAGAGAUCAGCUACCAGCAGCAUCAUCUGCACAAUGAAUCUCUUUCUAACUUGAUUCGGCAGCCACCCAAGUCUCCUCAGGUUCUGUAUUCGCCAGUGUCUCCGCUGGCCUCUCCUCAUCGCCUAAUUGAAACAUCUUUCUCAUCCAGCGAAAGGCUGAAUAAGGCCCACGUCACUCCACAGCAGAAAUCCUAUACUGCAGAGUCACCCCAGAGGCACUCCACUCUGCCUCGACCAAUGAAGAAUGUCCAGAGGUCUAUGUCAGACCCCAAGCCCCUGAGCCCGACCACAGACGACCAUGCAAAGGCCAGGUUAUCCCUCUACCAACAACAGGCACUCCAGAGUCAGCUGGCUGCCCUGCAGCAGAGCUCCCUCCUGAGGAAGGUGAAGCGGACGCUGCCCAGCCCCCCACCCGAUGAGACCCAGCAGCAGCAGCACCAGCAGCAGCAGCAGCUGUCCAUGGUCACCCCCGCCCUGCCCCAGAUGUACAUGCCCUCGGUGCCCACUCUGAAGCCCGGCGCCCGACCCGGCCUUAUCGCCAAGGCCAGCCUGCUGAAGGACCUGACGCACGAGCUGAAGGCGGUGGAGCAGGAGUCUACCAAACUGCGCAAGCAGCAGGCUGAGCUGGAGGAGGAAGAGAAGGAGAUCGACGCCAAGCUCCGCUACCUGGAGCAGGGCAUCACGCAGCGUAAGGAGACCCUGGUGAAGGAGCGGGAGCGGCGCGAUAUGGCGUACUUGCGCUGCAUGGGCGAUGCACGCGACUACGUCUCGGACUCUGAGCUCAACAACCUGCGGCUGGCGGCCGCCGCGGCCUCCUUCGAGACCAACGGUUUGCUGACCAGGCCCAGCACGGCGCCCCUCAGCCAGUUCUCCAGUGAGCUGAGUACCGCCGCCCAGUAUCCCCCGACCUCAUCAUUCGUCUCCUACCAGUUCCCCCCCAGCCAGCCGGCUCCCGCUCCUCAGCCCUCCACCCCUUACCAGACCAGUGGAUUCAACCAGCCUCCCUACCCCACCAUCUCCCAGGCCCAGGCUCUCCCUCAACCCACCCCCCUGCCAUCUCAUCAUCCUACCCCCUCAUACCAGACACAAGGGACUUUCCCCUCCCAGACCUACCCGCCGGGCCAGCCUCCUUACCCGACCGAGCACAGCACGCCCCAGCCGGGACACCCUGCGUUCCAGGCUCCACCUCCGCCUGGCGGCCAGCCUCCAUACCCAACCCACUCUACGCCAUACCCGAGCCAGGCACCACCCUACCCGGUCAGCCAGGCAAGCACUUACCAACCUCAGGCCGACAUCCUCACAGUGCACCAGAGGCCCCGGCAGACCUCACUGGCUGACCUGGAGCACAAGAUGCCCACUAACUAUGAGGUCAUAAGCAACCCAGCGGUUGUCGUGACCACCACGGCUCAAGACGCCGCCUACUCACAGUCGGCCCCGUCUUAUGGGCAGUACACGUCGACCAUGGCUAGCACUUAUGGCCCGUACUCCAGUUCUGUUUCCAGCACUUACGGAGGCUACCCCACAACCACAGCGAGCUCCUAUGGGCAGUACACCACAACCGUGGCUAGCACUUAUGGCCAGUACACCACAACCAAUGCCAACACUUACGGCUACACCACCACCACAGCCAGUUCCUAUGGACAGUACUCAACCUCGGUGACCAGUUCGUACGGCCACGCUGUCGAUGGCACGUCCACCUACGCCACCGACAGCAUGUAUGGCUCUUCCACCAUGGACCCCAACGGUCCUAAGAGCUACAUGGUGAUCGAUGACAUCAGCGAGCUGACCAAGGAGGGCAUGGGCACCACCGGCGACCCGCACCGCGGCGAGGGACACGGGCGCUACGGGGGCGACGCCGGCGUCCAUCCCCGCGGAGGAGGGAGCUCCUACGGCAGACCGGAGGACGAGCAUCAGGAAGACCUGUACGACCAUCACCAAGGCAGCAGGGGUAAGAGCACGACCGGCGGCUACCAUCCGCGAGGGGCAGAUAUGUAUGGCCGGGUAGUGGGCAGCAGUAGCAUGGGUGGGGGAUCGUCCUAUUACUAUGACGACUACGGCAAGCAGCAGACCACGCGGGCGGCCCAGAGGCACUCGUCCAAGAGCUUGGCUCCGGCUGUCAUUUCGUCCACCAAGCGCAGCAAGCACCGCAAGCAGGGCAUGGAGCAGAUGAAGAUCUCCAAGUUCUCGCCCAUCGAGGAGGCCCGCGACGUGGAGGCCGACCUGGCCGCCUACACCAUGGGCACCGCGGCCACCAGCGGCUACGGUUCCGGCUCCAGGUCCCGCAAGCUCGACGACUUCGGCUACGGACUGCACAAGGGCGUCUACGACCCCCAUAGGGGCUACUACGAGGACCCCAACCAGCUGUACAGCCACGGCAGGUCCCGCUCCACCGGUUACGUGAUGGACAACAAGGUGGCCACCAGGGACUCGGGUUACCGCAGCCGGUCGUACGAGCGGGACUACUACGAACGCUCGUACCGGAGCGGCUACGGCCGCAGCGGGCGCCCCACUUUGCGCUCGCAGUACUCUGAGGAGGAGAGCCCGCUCAGCGAUAUGGGCGUCGGCCGUGGCUACAUGGGGCCCGACCCUUACAAUCCGUACGGCUCCAGCCACUCCCUGCCUGACGUGCAGGACCACAUAAGAGACUUGCCCAGGACUCACGUCUACAAAUCUGACGAUAUGUACAUUAUAGACGAUUACCAUUGUGCUGUUUCAGACAGCGAAGCCUACCACUUGGGCCAGGAGGAGACCGACUGGUUCGAGAAGCCGCGCGGCGACGUGCGCAGCUCCCGCCACUACGGCAGCAGUGGAGGGCACUCCUCCAGCAGGCGGAGUCACGUCAAGCAGCAGCAGCAGCAGCAGCAGCAGCACACGUACCAUGAUUACGACGAGCCUCCUGAGGAGGACCUGUGGCCCCAGGAGGACUACGCCCACUCCACCUCGCGAUCCCACUCCUCGUCCCGCGAGCACCGCCACCACGGCAGCGGCAGCUCCGGACGGCACUCCUCGUCGCGCCACGGGGACGAGCCCCGCUCCUCGCGAUCCUCCCGCUCCUCCAAGGACCCGUCCAUGCGCCACGGAGACUCGCGGUCCAUGUCCUCGUCCUCGGGGAAGAGGGGCGACUCGCGUUCCCAGGGCUACCACUCCUCGGACUACUCGCGCGACCCGUCCGGGCACCACCACGGCCAACGCUCCAGCAGCCGCUCCUCCCACCACCAGGGCUCCUCCAGCAGGAGCAAGCAGCAGCAGCAGGACCUCCAGGGACAGCCAGGGUCCACCAGGCAGCCUGGCUCCUCCGGGUCCAGGACGCCUAGUGGCCAAGGCAGGCAGUCCGGUUCCACGCUGCCGCCUGAUGGGAUGCAGGGCCAGCGGGUGACGCUACAGCAGCAGGCCCAGACGUCGGCGGCCAGGCCCGGCCAGCAGGUGCCUCCAGGGGGCGCUGGAGUGCAGCCACAACAGCUUCAGCAGACGGCACAACAGCUUCAGGCCAAGCCGGGUCAAGCAGGCCCAGCAGGGGCAAGACCAGCAGGAGCAGGGGCAGUACCGGGAACAACCCCUGCCACAGGGGUGGCGCCUGCACCUGCACCUGCAACGGCUAUUGGAGCUAAAGCUGCGACAGCCCAACCUGCUAUUGGAUCUAAAGCUGCUCAGCCUCCGCUUACAGGCAUAGGCUCCAAGGCGGCUGGCAUGGCUGGCAUCGGUGGGGCAGCAGGGCAGCCUGGCGCGGAGGGCGAUAGCCUGCUGUCCAAGGUCCUGCCCGGCGGCGGAGCAGCAGGAGUGGCGGAGCAGGCUGGGAAGCUGGGCGAGGCCAUCUCUGGAUUUGGCAAGAAAUUCACUUCCUUCUUCUGA
Molecule: messenger RNA, 12159 nt
Organism: Engraulis encrasicolus (European anchovy)
Lineage: Eukaryota; Metazoa; Chordata; Actinopteri; Clupeiformes; Engraulidae
Gene: bsna
Product: bassoon presynaptic cytomatrix protein a
Exons: 13
Coding region: 1-12159 (4052 amino acids)
Biological process (GO): protein localization to synapse; presynaptic active zone assembly
Cellular component (GO): glutamatergic synapse; axon; cytoskeleton of presynaptic active zone
Molecular function (GO): metal ion binding; structural constituent of presynaptic active zone
Source: RefSeq, a predicted model, not a curated record